Trifolium pratense (red clover) is the source of this 2510-nucleotide messenger RNA. RefSeq lists its product as uncharacterized. The transcript is spliced from 3 exons. Lineage: Eukaryota; Viridiplantae; Streptophyta; Magnoliopsida; Fabales; Fabaceae. The coding region runs from base 237 to 2171 and encodes 644 amino acids. The record is from RefSeq and is a predicted model, not a curated record.
AUCACAUCACAUCUCCCCACUCUAUUUUCGCAUUCCCAUCGGUGACUUAAAUUCCGCUUUAGUAACGCUUUUUUCUUUUUUUUGCAACGUUUUUUUUUUUGAACGUUCAAAACUCCAAAACCGUUUUUUUUUGUUUGAAUUUUCUACAUUCCCACUCUACCCCAUUACGAUUUCACUUCAAAAAUUCAAUCUUUUUAAGCUUUCUCACAUUUUUAUCGCUUUUCUUUAUCACUACUAUGGAAGAAAAACAACAACAACAAGGGUGUUUGGAAGAGGAAAUUGAAGUUAGUGUUGACACAGAUUUUUUGAAACAGAUUUUCGAUGAAGAAUUGAGCGAGGUUGUUGUGUCAGGUGAAGUGAAUAAACCUAAUGAGGUUGUUGUUAUUGAUGUUGACGAUGAUAAUGAUGAUGAUGAUGGUGAUAGUGAUGAUUGUGUGGUUCUAGAUGGUGACCCAGAAAAUCAAGUUAAAUGUGUGAAUGAUUCACCAACUGGGUCUGAUGAGUUGUGUGUAGUUGGUGAAAAGGGAAAGAUUGCAUGCAGAGACUAUCCUCAUCCUCGCCAUCUUUGUGCCAAUUUUCCUUAUUCUUCCACCCCUCAUGAGAAACACUGUGGCCAGUGCCACUGUUAUGUAUGUGACUCUCCAGCACCAUGUCUGAAGUGGGGCAAUGGCCUUUUACCUACAGAUCAUUGUCAUGCGACUGAUAAAUUGGAGACAUGGAAAACUCAGAGAAACGAUACCAAGCUGGUUAAGACUGCUCCGUUGCCAGCUUCAACCAAAUAUGGUACUUCAGGUGGUGUUGUGAAUUCUCAACAUAACAAUGUUUUGCCGCUUCAUACCACACAGUUGUCUUCAAAUUCCGUGCCAACGAAUCAGGCAUUAAGGUCAACUGCAGUACUCUCAGCAAAUCCCAUACCUCAAAGUCAGGCCACACAGCUGAUUACAAUGAAUGGACACUUACUGAAUCAUUUACAGGCCAUUCAAAAUAAGCAGAAUCAGUUACUGAAUCAAGCCAAAUCAAAUUUUGUCUCAGCAAAUACCUUGCUUCAAAAUCAGGUCUCUCAGCCGAUUACAAUGAAUGCACACUUACAGAAUCAAUUACAGGCCAUUCAACAAAGACAUAAUCAAUUACUAAAUCAAGCCUCGAGGUUAACCAAAUCAAAUCCACUCCCAGUAAAUCUCAUUCCUCAAAACUACGCCUCUCAGCCGGUUACAAUGAAUGCAAUGUCGUCAUUAAAUUCUAUAUUGCCGAAUCAGGCCUCUGUAAGAAAUCCACUCUUGGUAAAUCCCAUGUCUCAAAAUCAGGCCAUUCAGCCAAGAACAACUAAUGCAUUGUCCUCACUAAAUGCUAGAUUACAGGAUCAGCUCUCCAUGCUAAAAAAUAUCCGUGAAAGGUCCACAGCUUCCAGCUUUACAAUUCCAAACGGCACAACCAACGGUCAAUAUAAAAAAUCCAGAUCUACGGUGGCGAGAAACAAAAAUCCUUCUAAUACCGUUCCAACGUCUCUAGGUGUACAAAACCAUGCCAUCCAAAAGAAGCGAGCACAGAGAGUUUGCUGUUUAGGGCCUCAGUGUUCAGUGUUCAAUGGGAUAGACAGUGUUGGUGCUGGGAACACUGUGACAACGAACCAGGUCACACUUCCUGGUGCAUCUGGCUUCAACAAUCAUGUCAAUCCGCAAUAUAACACUAGAUAUCCUGCUGCUGCUGCUGCUGCUGCAACAGGAUCUUCAAAUAGCAGAAAUUGUUACGGACAAAAUGGUGUUAUGACCACCAAAGCAAUUAACUCAUUGCUCACACAACCAAUCCAUAAUCCAGCUCCGGCAUAUGGAACACAACCAUGUUAUCAGUCAAAUAAUAGCCAGAAUCCUUAUGGAUAUAGUAACAUUCUUGGUAAUGAUUCUAUUUCGAGUACUGUGGCUCGCCUGAACCAAAAUCGGAAUUUAAAUGAGCAUCAAAUUGGAAGUCAAAAUGGAAAUGGUGGUGGGAAUAUCAUCAAUAGUGGAACUACAUUGCAAGAUUUUCUAGCUAAAGGCUCGAGUUGGGCUGAGAGUACUAAUCAAAACAUUUCUAAUGUUCAGAACUUAGUAUCUAAGAACAUGCCACCAAAUGGAAAUGAGUCUAGGCUCACUUUGGAUGAAAUCGAGAAGCACUUGCUUCUUGAUUCCAAUUAAUGUAGAUGUUGCUUUAGCAUCUGAAAAGAAUUUACCAUCACCUGAUUUCAGAACUAGCUAGUGGCUAACUAUCAGUGAUUUUUGUUUUUUUUAUUUCACAUGUCUAAUUUGAGAAAAAAAAUGAGAGGUUAUAAUCAUUGAAUAGAAAAUCUUUAGUUGAAUUUGUUUACUUUUUCUUUUUCUUUUCAUGAUUGAAUUUGUUUAAGCUUUAACCUUUAUUCCAACAUCUCAAAGAUUUACCUUCCAUAGUUCUAGUCAUUGUCUUUGCUAACGUUGCAUUCUGGUGGUCGUGCCUACCGCAGUUUUGAUUCUAGAAAUAUAAUAUUUUGUAUUCACUUU